CCGAGCACCGAGCAGCCUGGCCGCGGCCGCGGUGCCACCAAACUUUCCCCGGAGCCGUUCACCCAGGAAACUUCUGUCGAGCACCUGUCGCGUGCCAGCCCAGGAGAAUGGCAGUGAGGGAAAAAGUGUGGUCCCUGCCAUCAAGGAAGGGGUGUCCUCCUCAUGGUCCUGGAUGCCAGCCUUCAGAAACAGAAUUGGUGGGCACCCUCCAUGCUCUAGAGGUGCUCCCUUGUAGUUGGGAGUGAACAGGAGCUGGAGGCUACUCUUGUGCCAAUGACCUUUCCUAAUUCCUCCUUUACCUUGGAAGACAAUAUGUGUGAGGCGAACAAGACCACCAUGGCCAACCCUAAACUGAUGCCCCUGGUGGUGGUCCUCAGCGCUGUCUCCCUGGUCACGGUGGGACUCAACCUGCUGGUCCUGUGUGCCGUGCGCAGUGAGCGGAAGCUACACACGGUGGGGAACUUGUACAUCGUCAGCCUCUCGGUGGCUGAUCUGAUCGUGGGGGCCAUCGUCAUGCCCAUGAACAUCCUCUACCUCCUCAUGUCCAGGUGGUCCCUGGGCCGCCCACUCUGUCUCUUUUGGCUUUCCAUGGACUACGUGGCCAGCACAGCGUCCAUUUUUAGUGUCUUCAUCUUGUGCAUCGAUCGCUACCGCUCUGUCCAGCAGCCCCUCAGGUACCUGAGGUAUCGAACCAAGACCCGAGCGUCGGCCACCAUCUUGGUGGCCUGGCUUUUCUCCUUCCUGUGGGUCAUUCCCAUUCUUGGCUGGCAUCGCUUUGUAUCACGGACCUCAAGGCGCCGGGAGGACAAGUGUGAGACAGACUUCUAUGAUGUCACCUGGUUCAAAGUCAUGACCGCCAUCAUCAACUUCUACCUGCCCACCCUGCUCAUGCUCUGGUUCUAUACCAAGAUCUACAAGGCUGUGCGGCGGCACUGUCAACACCGGGAGCUCAUCAAUGGGUCCCUCCCUUCCUUCUCUGAAAUUAAGCUGAAGCCAGAGAACCCCAAGGUGGGGCCUAAGAAAGCAGGGAAGGAGUCUCCCUGGGAGGUUCUGAAAAGGAAGCCGAAAGAUGCUGGUGGUGGAUCUGUCUUGAAGCCCUCAUCCCAAGACUCAGUGGAGAUGAAGUCCCCAGGCGUCUCCAGCCAAGAGGAUGGAGAACUGGACAAAUUCCAUUGCUUUACACUUAACAUUGUGCAGACGCAGAUGGAGGCAGAGGGGAGCAGCAAGGGAUACGUAGCCGUCAUCCACAGCCAGAGCCAGCUAGAGAUGGAUGAGCAGGGCCUGAACAUGCGUGGGGCCAACGAGAUAUCAGAGGAUCAGACCCUGGGUGACAGCCAGUCCUCUCGGACAGACUCAGACACUCCUGCAGAGCCAGCACCGGGAAAAAGCAAACCGAGAAGUGGGUCUAGCACAGGCUUGGAUUAUAUCAAGUUGACUUGGAAGAGGCUCCGCUCGCAUUCGAGACAGUAUGUGUCUGGGUUGCACAUGAACCGAGAAAGGAAGGCCGCCAAACAAUUGGGUUUUAUCAUGGCGGCAUUCAUCCUUUGCUGGAUUCCUUACUUCAUCUUCUUCAUGGUCAUCGCCUUCUGCAAGAGCUGCUGUAAUGAGCAUGUGCACAUGUUCACCAUCUGGCUGGGCUAUAUCAAUUCCACACUGAACCCCCUCAUCUACCCCUUGUGCAACGAGAACUUUAAGAAGACAUUCAAGAAAAUUCUGCACAUUCGCUCCUAAGGGGUUUCAACCCAGUGAUGUGUAUGAUGUCCCUGAAGGAAAUGGAGGAGGAAUGCCUGUGUGUUGCCAGGCACCUGAGCUUUCUGGAGUCAAAAGAAUAAGUCAUAGGGGCUGCCAAGUAGUUUGGAAAGUUCAUGGUUACCACUGGAAAAACAGCAGAUGGUGGUGGUCAGCAGAGAGAUUGUACCCUGAAAGCAGACUAAUUCCAAUAGAACUGGAGCUGAAUGAACUCUCCUGCUCCUGGGGAAAUAUGGGAACCUCAGACUCUCCUUGCAAGUCAAGCUUUCAGAUUCGAAUUAAUGGGCCACUGAAGAGCCGUGUGGGUAGAGUUCCACUGGAGAGGUAGACAGAACUCUGGAGCCUUCCUGGAAUGGAGCUGUGUGACUAUACAGAGACCUUAUAACAGACACAUGCUGUCCCCUGCCAGGGGUCACCUUGAGAGGCAUGACAGCUAUUCGACUGUGACUGCCACUUCUCAGAACACCUCUCUUCUGAGCCUCUUUUACAGCAUUCUCCAGACCCAGUGUCUGAACCACUCUGGAAAUUCUGCCUUAUUAUUUCUCACUCACAUACAUCUUGGAGCUGAUAGGAAAUUAUGCAGCUUGCACAUCCAUCAUUUCAAACCCAAAUUCCUUUCUGCUGUUAAAAAAGGUUAAAUGCUGUCGUCAAAAAAAAAAAAAAAGAGAGAGAAAAGGAAUUUUUUUUUUAAUGGUUGCACAUUAAAAACAAAAAAGGAGAGUGGGGAGAAGAAAGUCAUAUUUCUUGAGGGCUGUGCCAAGUUGAUUGCAUUAAAGCCCCAUGACACCCCACAGCAGGAGGAUGGUGUCACUAGAGAAGCAAUUUGAAGUGCAGCAAGGUCAAAUUAGGUGCCUGAGAUCAUAGAGUUAGUUAUAUGAGAGCUAGAAUAAACAUCCUGUAGUUUCAGCUAAUUAUAAUACAUUUUCUCCAAAAGGCAAGAAUUUGUCCUAUUUAGCAUGUGCAAAGGCAAGAAUUUGUUCUAUUUCGUAGGCGCCGCGCGCGCGCGCACACACACACACACACACACACACACAUACACACACACACACACACUAUUCCCUAGAGGGGUGGCAGUUCUCAAGAGUGUAUUGAGGUGGAGUUCCCUUGUGGUGCAGUGGGUUAAGAAUUCAGCCUUGUCACUGCAGUGGCUCAGGUCACUGCUGUGAGGCAGGUUUGAUCCCUGGACUGGGAACUUCCAUAUGCUGUGGGCAUGGCCAAAAAAAAAAAAAAAAAAGAACAUACUGAGAGGAGCAGUAAUAGCUGAUGGAGAAGAUGUCUGUGGCCAUCUAGGUGAUACUUUUGAAGAGACAGUGUGCAUUUUCAUCCCUGAGUUCUGUGUUUGUUCAAGAAAAGUCAUCUUCUUUUAUGGUCACACCUCUUAACUAAAAACUAGCAAAGACAUGGGAACAGGCAGUUUUCCUUGAUGUUUAUGUUGCAAUCUGGUUGUUAUUUGUAUUUUAAAACUUGAUGUUUAAUAUAUGUAACCAUACCAGUGGGAGUACCUAUACAAGCUGAUAUUUUAUGUCUUGUGUUCCCAUUUGCAUGAUCUGUUAAAAUGAACGAUUUUUAUCUAUCUAAAAUAUUAUAUUUGAAACUAUA
Phacochoerus africanus (Common warthog) is the source of this 3348-nucleotide messenger RNA. RefSeq names its product histamine receptor H1 (gene HRH1). NCBI's taxonomy places the organism in Eukaryota, Metazoa, Chordata, Mammalia, Artiodactyla, Suidae. Gene Ontology annotation, biological process: chemical synaptic transmission; G protein-coupled receptor signaling pathway, coupled to cyclic nucleotide second messenger; positive regulation of vasoconstriction. Gene Ontology annotation, molecular function: G protein-coupled serotonin receptor activity; histamine receptor activity; neurotransmitter receptor activity. The transcript has 3 exons. The record is from RefSeq and is a predicted model, not a curated record. Gene Ontology annotation, cellular component: dendrite; membrane. The coding region runs from base 274 to 1731 and encodes 485 amino acids.